CAUCUUCUGAUUUCUGAGAGCUGGCUCUUGAAGGAAGGAUACUCUAUGGACGGCAGUUUUGAGGGACUUUGAGAUAGAAAGAAAAAAUGCCUAAGGAAUAUAUGGAUGAGUAUGAGCCUCUGCUAAAAAAGGGUACUAAAGACAAAAAGCACUUAAAGCUUCCAAACAUAUCCCUGCUACUGGCCGUGUUUGCUGCUUGUGUUGGAGGAACAUUUCAGUAUGGAUAUAACAUAUCUGUCAUUAACGCACCUACAAUGUACGUACAAAGCUUCAUUAACCGCACCUGGAUGGAGCGCUACCAAACCAACAUCUCACAGGAAGGACUCACGCUGCUCUGGUCCACCAUUGUGUCCAUGUUCACCUUGGGAGGACUUAUAGGGGCAUCACUAGGCGGCACUUUGUCUGUGAAGCUGGGGAGGAGAGGAACAUUGCUCACUAAUAAUGCCUUUUCACUCAUGGCUGCUCUGCUGAUGGGUAUAAGCUCUACUGCAGGCUCAUUUGAGCUGCUCAUCAUUGGACGUCUCCUGAGUGGAAUCAAUGCAGGCAUUGCCCUGUGUGUUCAACCUCUUUACUUGGGGGAAAUAGCUCCAACUGCAUUACGUGGGGCCACAGGGAUGGGAACUUCAGUCUUCAUUACUGGUGGAAUCUUAACAGGACAAGUUAUGGGCCUCAAAGAAAUCCUGGGGAAAGAAGAGUACUGGCCCAUCCUGCUCUCCACCACCUGCAUCCCUGCGUUUAUGCAACUCCUGAUUCUGCCCUGGUUCCCAGAGAGUCCCCGUUUCUUGCUUAUUGAUAAAGGAGAUGAGGAUGGGUGUAAAAAAGCCUUGAGGCAGCUGCAUGGUUUGGCUGACUCUGAUGGUGCUUUGGAGGAUAUCGAAAAAGAGAGGAACAAUUUGGUGGGUUUCCAAGCCAAAAAGCCUUGGGAGCUCUUCGGUGACCGUAGUUUACGCUGGCAGCUUCUCACCAUCAUACUGCUGAACACUGCUCAGCAGUUAAAUGGCAUUAAUGCUAUCUAUUUCUAUGCUGAUUACGUUUUCCGUCAAUCUGGUAUUCCUAUCGAUAAAAUACCAUAUGCCACUGUUGGCACAGGUGCCUGCGAAUGCCUUACAGCUUUAACAUGUGGUAUGCUCAUUGAAUGUCUGGGAAGGAAGGUCCUCAUCAUGGGGGGAUACAUACUGAUGAGUAUCUGCUCUGUUUUUUUCACGCUCACGCUUACUUUCCAGGAUGUCAGCCCAGUUUUUCCAUACUUGAGCAUGGCAUGUGUUUUUGCUUUCAUCUUGAGUUUUGGCUUGGGGCCAGGUGGUGUAACUAACAUCCUGACCACAGAGCUGUUCACACAAACCGCUCGGCCUGCUGCGUUCAUAAUCGCAGGUUCAGUCAACUGGCUCAGCUUCUUCUUCAUUAGCUUGGUUUUUCCCUUCAUUGUGAUUGGGCUACAGCAGUACUGCUUCCUGGUCUUCUUGGGAGUCUGCACCUCUGUGGCUACCUACAUUUUCUUUUUUAUCCCUGAAACAAAGAACAAAACCUUUGUGGAAAUACAGAAUGAGUUCCAGUCAUCUAAGAAGAAUAAGUUCUCCAGUUCAGAUGGAGCAGGGACUAUACUCUUAUCAACUUCCAUUUAAUGCUGCUAAUGCUCCUGAGACUAACUGUAACCUUCAUUACUUAAUGAUCUUUAUUCACUUCCACACCUGAGAUACUAUUAAAUAGAUGGCACUACAUAGUAAAUGUCUAGAAAUAGAGAGAAAUAAGACCUUGUUAUAUCAUUAGAAAUGUUGGCUUAUACUACCUCUAUAAAUGGUGCUCUAUUUUAAGUUUUAAAUAAAGUUCAUUCAAUAGAGAUAACCCUUCUUCCCACUGCAGCUGCAUGGUUGUUACUAAUCCCUCAGAAAUGCAUGUGGUCUGGACGACAGAAACGUAACCAAUGUUUUAUAUUUGCAAGGCUAAAAAGUGCAUCGGCAAGAACAAUUACCGCAAACUCUGGUGCUUAAAAGUGUUAAUAAAAACAGAAGUGUAAUUUAUAAAUAAGUAGAAAUAUUUUGUUGCUUUGGCUGUUUAUGAAAAAAAAUAAUAAUAGAAAUUGAAAAUAUAUAAAUAACAAUUGAAAAUAAUAAUAAUAAACUAAAUAGAUAAUGGUUUAAAGUGCCGUAUCACUGAGAUUGUACAUCCAAAAUAAAGGAAGAAUGCAAAAAAAAGCCUUUUAAUAAGAGUAGUACUGUCAAAAUUAUCUACAAAUAUUCCUUCUCUUUAGUUUGCCUUAAAAUAAGACAAACCUUCUUGUUAUCUCUCGAAGGUCUUCAGCAAUAAUUAUUUAGGGUUGUUUUUUCUCCUUUAGAUAUUUCACACAUUAUGAUAGUAAAUUUAUAUUUUAAGUAAUAAUAAAAAAGAAAUCUUUGACGGCAACUUUCUUGUCCCUUAAGGCUGCUGGAAAAGAGGAAAAACCCAAGACCAUUAAAUAGAUGAGCAAUGAAAAAACAAAAGAUUGAUUUGAUGCUCUCUCAGGGUAUACUCCCAGUUACAGCAGAUGCAUAAAUCCCUCAAGCAUUUCAUGACAUUUUGAAGGGCUGCUUUUUUUUCUUGCAUAAGACUGAAAUUUGUCAAAGAGAUCAUCUGAGCUGAAAAAUAAAAGCACCACAUCGCUGACCACUGAAGUCACAAACUACAGAGGUGAUGAUGUUUAGCAUAGAUGUACUUAAUCCAUCUCCAGCUGUAACUGGGCAAGAGUUUGGGUACACCUUAAAAACCUCAGUAAUUAGUUUUAGUUGAUCUGGAAUAGCUUUAAAGCAUCAAGCCUUUCAAGGAAGUAGGGGGCUUAAAUGGGAGAGGGACAUUUUUAUAGUUAGUCCAGGUAUUGGUUUAGCAAGCAGGGAUGCUUAAAUCAUCGAGGUAAUAUUCCAUGAAUUGUAUCUCCUGCAUAUAAUCUAUCAGUCGUCUUUUUACUGUCCACUCAGAAAUGAGUUUAAUCAGAGCUGCCAUUAUGUACAGCCAUUCCAUCUUGUCCUCUAUACUUUUUCUUGCUUUUAAAAAUUUGAAUUUAAAUAUUGUAACUAAUCCACAUUAAAAUAAAACUCAUAAUUUUGAUACAUGAAUGAUUUUCCUAACUUUAUUUAAACAC
Cyprinodon variegatus (sheepshead minnow) is the source of this 3112-nucleotide messenger RNA. RefSeq names its product solute carrier family 2, facilitated glucose transporter member 11-like. Gene Ontology annotation, molecular function: hexose transmembrane transporter activity. Gene Ontology annotation, biological process: monosaccharide transmembrane transport. Lineage: Eukaryota; Metazoa; Chordata; Actinopteri; Cyprinodontiformes; Cyprinodontidae. Bases 87 to 1622 code for a protein of 511 amino acids. Gene Ontology annotation, cellular component: membrane. The transcript is spliced from 12 exons. The record is from RefSeq and is a predicted model, not a curated record.